AUGCUUGAUGAGCAUGAGUGCUGCCAAGACAUAACUAUCCUGCUGCGUUAUAUCGGUUCCCCGCUUGCUGCUCAUUGCGAGUGCCCAUUCGAGUACAGUGCAGUGAGACAAGACAGACUAUUCCACCCCUCCUCCGCCUCGGCUGCGCCGCCGGAAGAGCCACCUGGCUUCUUCCUCUGCACCUACUGCGGCCGCAAGUUCUACAGCUCGCAGGCGCUCGGCGGCCACCAGAACGCCCACAAGUACGAGCGCACCCUCGCCAAGCGCCGCCGGGAGAUCGCCGCCGCCAUGCGCGCGCACGGGGCUGCUUCAUCAGCUGCGACAGCCACCGGCGCCGCUGUCCAGGUCGUCGAUGUCGACGCCGACAGCGACAGCCCUGGGUCCGCUGGAGGUGAUUCCAAUGUAGAGAAGGCGAGGCCGCCGCUGGGGAAGAAGCAAGCUGCCGCAGUGGCUGGGCAGUAUGGCGGCCUGCUCCGGCACGUCGACCGCGCCGGCGAACUCGAUUUGUCACUCAGGCUAUGAUUGGCUUCGGCACCAUGUACCUCUUCUCCUUGGCUUUUUACCUGUUUACUUAAAUGAUUCCUGCUUUUGUUCUUCACCUUCAGAUAAAUCUGUGCCUCUUGUGGCAUGUGUGUUGAGUUAAUUUGUGCAGAAUUUCUUUUGCAAGGGAAAUUUGUCGAUUUUAUCC
This is a messenger RNA of Setaria italica (foxtail millet), 688 nucleotides long. RefSeq lists its product as uncharacterized. The transcript is spliced from 2 exons. Lineage: Eukaryota; Viridiplantae; Streptophyta; Magnoliopsida; Poales; Poaceae. The record is from RefSeq and is a predicted model, not a curated record. Gene Ontology annotation, biological process: negative regulation of abscisic acid-activated signaling pathway. Bases 1 to 522 code for a protein of 173 amino acids.